CCAUAUUUCAAAACAAAUAACUCAUACAUAACAAAAAUAUUUAAUGAACAAAAGAAGGAAGUUGUACAUCUUAGACCACCUACUAAUUCAUAUAUAUUACAAACAAUCUUAGUCCACCUGCUUUCUUCAUGACGCAUGCAUCACCAGCACAAUAGUCAUUAUGCUACGUAUGAUGACACCAUCCUUGAUUUAGUUGCUAAUCAAAGAGCUCUAGUUUAGUUAUUUAUAUGAUAUAUUAAAACUCUAAUUACCAUACACCAAUGAAUCCCCUCAAUAUCAUGACAGAAAACACGAAGAAACAUUAAGAAAGCAAUACUUUUAGUUAUAACCUUCAGCUUGUUGAAUGAACUAUCCAUGACUCUCAAUACUUCAAGAGGAUAAAAUUGAUCAGUGGAAUCCGAUUACAAUUAUGAGGGAGCUGAGAAGACGAGAGACAGAAACGGCAGCUCCAAUUUUGAAGCAAAACUUUCCUCAGAAAGCUCAACCUUCUUUGGAAUCCGAUAUCAAUUCACAUGAAGUCAGCCCUCACCAUCUGCAUCCGGUUUCGCCCUACUUCCCUGUGUACACCGCUGCCUUGAUCCAAGAUGUGUUGAGGUCGAACGGAUUUCCGUUCAAUCUUAUCCCGAAGAAGGUGAGUAACUAUAACUUGUCGGAGACAGGGCUUCUAGAAUUAUUCCUUGAAGGGCCAUGCUGGACCAAGUUCAAUUUGACACAUCUCACGACAGUCUCACCAGCACCAAAGGCUUGAAGGGUUGUGGCUAUCUGUACUAUAGAGUAUGUGGUCAGGACCAAUCGCUCUCACAACAGUCUUAUCGGCACCAAAGGCUUUCUCCCCAGGAAGAGCUCUUCGUUUAGCUCCCAGUCAAAGGCGUCAUCGGCCACGGUCCCUUAAAAUUAUGUCUUUGGAAAGUUAUUAUGAUUAUGUCUUAUAUGAGUAAUUUGACGGCACUAAAGUCAUGUGUUUCAAAAUAAAUUCCACUACCAGCACUAACUAUAGUAGUAUAAUGUAGUAGAGUUUGUAUCUACAGGGAAAUAUAUUUCUUCUUAUAUGAAAUUGUCACAAAAGGGGAGUUUGAUUUUUUAUUUGAGAAGUAUUUUAAACACUAAGAUGAAUGAUUUAUGUCAUUAUAAUUAAAUGAGACAAGGGUUUGGUUUUACUA
This is a messenger RNA of Cuscuta epithymum, 1160 nucleotides long. The record is from the annotation of a GenBank genome assembly. Lineage: Eukaryota; Viridiplantae; Streptophyta; Magnoliopsida; Solanales; Convolvulaceae.